UUAGGACGUAAUUUCCGGACAACAUGUCCACCAGGUACGAAGCGGAGAGUUUAAUACGUUAUCCUGAGUGCUGACUCCCGCCGCCAUGAGCAACCCUUGUCGAGAAGUCAUCACUCUUCAGUUGGGACAUUAUUCAAACUUCGUGGGGACUCACUGGUGGAAUUUACAGGAUGCAGCUUUGUCAUACGAUCCAGAGACGCCACCAGGUGACAUCCAGAGUGAUGUUGUGUUUCGUGAAGGACAGACUCUGGGCGGACAUGUCACCCACACACCUCGCCUCAUUGCCAUGGAUCUCAAAGGAAGUCUUCGGACUCUCCGGCAGGACGGGAGUCUGUAUGACCCUGGCAGAGACUCCUCCCCGCUCACAUGGGAUGGAAACCUCAUGAUGCACAAAGAAAGUCCUCCUGCGAAGAACCCCUUUCUUGAAGAUCUGGAUAAGUUAGAUAAAGGGGAGAUCCUGGCUGAGGCUUAUUUAUACACCACUUCCCAGCCUCAGUCCUCAGCAGGUGCAGUGAGUGUGGAUACUGUGAACAGCCAGCUGGCUCGACUCCAAAAGGGCUACAGGCUGGAGGGCAGCGUGAGGGUGUGGUCCGACUUCCUCAGGAUCCACCUGCACCCUCGCACCGUCUCCGUCAUCCACCAGUACAACCACGAUGGGGAGGCUCACCGUCUGGAGGCUUUCGGCCAGGGAGAGGGUCUCCUGCAGGGGUCAGUGCUCGAGGAGCUGGAGGACAAACUGCACUUCUUUGUAGAAGAGUGUGAUUACCUUCAGGGUUUCCAGGUGUUGUGCGACCUGGCUGAUGGCUUUGCAGGCCUGGGAUCAAAGGUCACGGAGAUGCUGCAGGACGCUUAUGGUGGAAGAGGCAUCCUAACCUGGGGGUUGGCACCUGUCAGUCACCCAGAUUCAACUCCAAUGAAGAACCUCUUUCACCAAUUAAACUGCACACUAGGAACAGUCCACUUGGCCAAUAACAGCUCUUUCUUCUGCCCGUUGACGCUGCGUGGUGGACUAGGCAGACGACCCUCCUCUCCCACAGCAUUCCCCCAUCUAAAUUAUGAUCCCUCACUGUGGUACCACUCUAGCUCCGUCCUGGCGUUGGCCCUCGAUGCCCUCACUUCGCCUUACAGGCUGAGGAACAACAGCGUCCCCAUGUGGCAGGUCGCAGACACACUGGCCGUAUCUGGGAGAAAGGUGGUGGCUGCUUAUGGUGCCGUCCCCUUUCCCAUGAUGCACGACAGCUCUCUCCCCGACGCCCUGAGUGCCUGCACAGAUGCGCUGCCAUGGAAACCCCUAUCAGCUUGCUCUGAAGCUGGCGACGGCAAAUGCUACAGCCAGUUGGCGACACUCAAAGGUUUUGAGGGCCAGAAACUAAUCAGCUCUCUGGCUCCAGGGACUAAACCAUCCACUCCCCUGCACAGCCUCCACAGCGGGGAAGACGUCCUGGCGUCCUACAUCAGAUCUUUCUAUCCCACAGCUCCUCUGGCUCUGCAGUUGGUGUCUACUCCCAGUAAGCUGACGCCACCUUUCCCUCAGAUAUUCAGUCAGUCCCUCGGGGCUCAGGGCUUCCUGCAGAGCCAGCCUCUCUCGCCUGGCUCUCCGGCCCCUGUAGUCUCCUCUGUACCCGUCAUGACUUCUCUCCAGUCGGCGCCUGUGCUCGGCCGGUGGUUGUCUGAGCUGCAUCGCGGCGUCAGCACUUUCGACAUCCGCCGCAUGGCCCCCAGCUUCCUCUCCCAGGGGCCCGAAAUGGCCGACUACGAGGAGGCCCUGGAGGAACUGCGGCAUCUGGCUCGAUGUUACCGUGACGACAGCGGUGGGGUGAUGCGCUCCUCUUCAGAAGAGGAUGACUAUGACUGACACUGGCAGCGUUAGGCUCCGUGACCUGGAGAGACUGAUGGCUGCUAACCUGCCUGCUUCGUUGACCAGCCUGCAUGCACUCAUACGGAGAGAAUAGGAGCUGCGCCUCUGGUUUGUGAACGACCACGACUGAAUUACACGGUGAAUGGCGAGGAGAGAAGUUUGAAAUAUACUGACAGAACUGACCUGAUGAAGGAAUAAAUAGAAGAUAGACCUCUAAAAGAGAUCCAUGUGUAGUAUUCAGGAAGGUGAUGGAUGUAGCAUCUUGAGACUGUAUGGACUGUGGUUACAUUUCCUCAGAUUACUGUUUAUCUGUAAAUAAAUGUGUUUUAUACUAAUUGUAAAUGAUAAAAUUACUGUAUUUACAUGAAGAGAUGUACUUGUCACACCUCUGUUUUGGGCACAGGUUCCUCUGACCAUUAAUUCAGUUAAAGGUCCAGUGUGUAAUAUUUAGUAAGAUCUACUGGCAGAAGUGGAAUAUAAUAUUCAUAAGGUGUUUUCAUUAGUGUAUAAUCACCUGAAUAUAGGAAUUAUUGUGUUUCCGUUACCUUAGAAUGAGCAGUUAUUGUCUACAGAUUGCCACCUUACAUGGAGUCUGUCAUGCUUCUGCAGCCCCUUCUCAUUCCCAGGAUUGUCAAAUACUUACGCAAUCUCCAACGUCACUGCUAGAUGCUACUAAAUCCUACACUGGUCCUUUAAUAAAUAGCACAGAUGUUGACACGGUGCACUUUAACCAGAGUUCUCAUUGUCGUGUUGGAAAUCAGUUAACAAUGUCGGAGCCCAACAAAAGCCAGAACAUGCAAAAUGCCAAUUUUAUAUUAAACAAUUUAAAGAAAA
Dicentrarchus labrax (European seabass) is the source of this 2692-nucleotide messenger RNA. RefSeq names its product misato mitochondrial distribution and morphology regulator 1 (gene msto1). The record is from RefSeq and is a predicted model, not a curated record. The transcript is spliced from 14 exons. Gene Ontology annotation, biological process: mitochondrion distribution. The coding region runs from base 86 to 1855 and encodes 589 amino acids. Gene Ontology annotation, cellular component: cytoplasm. Lineage: Eukaryota; Metazoa; Chordata; Actinopteri; Moronidae.